CAGCAUUCUCACCCUGCUUUUCGCAGGAGCACAGCGGUCACUCAUCUUGGCACCGGCACUUCUGGGGAAGGUAUAAAUGCCACCUCCCGCUGGCCGAGCUUCACGGCACUCGCAGGGGCUGGUGUCACUGGUCAUUCCUGCACAGGACAGUCCACCAUGGCCUCAGACCACCAGACCCAGGCGGGCAAGCCACAGUCCCUCAACCCCAAGAUCAUCAUCUUCGAGCAGGAAAACUUUCAAGGCCACUCGCAUGAGCUCAAUGGGCCCUGCCCCAACCUGAAGGAAACUGGCGUGGAGAAGGCAGGCUCUGUCCUAGUGCAGGCUGGACCCUGGGUGGGCUAUGAACAGGCCAACUGCAAGGGCGAGCAGUUUGUGUUUGAGAAGGGUGAGUACCCCCGCUGGGACUCAUGGACCAGCAGCCGAAGGACGGACUCCCUCAGCUCCCUGAGGCCCAUCAAAGUGGACAGCCAAGAGCACAAGAUCAUCCUCUAUGAAAACCCCAACUUCACCGGGAAGAAGAUGGAAAUCAUAGACGACGAUGUACCCAGCUUCCACGCCCAUGGCUACCAGGAGAAGGUGUCAUCUGUGCGGGUGCAGAGUGGCACGUGGGUUGGCUACCAGUACCCUGGCUACCGUGGGCUGCAGUACCUGCUGGAGAAGGGAGACUACAAGGACAGCAGCGACUUUGGGGCCCCUCAUCCCCAGGUGCAGUCCGUGCGCCGUAUCCGCGACAUGCAGUGGCACCAACGUGGCGCCUUCCACCCCUCCAACUAGUGCCCUCCCCACCAUGCCUCCUUCCCAGGACCCAGGUCUGCUGCCCAGGAACCCUCCAGACCUCCCAGAGAGUGAAUAAAGUGUGACUUGCAACUUG
Messenger RNA from Gorilla gorilla gorilla (western lowland gorilla), 871 nucleotides. Its product is annotated as beta-crystallin B2. The record is from RefSeq and is a predicted model, not a curated record. Gene Ontology annotation, biological process: visual perception; lens development in camera-type eye. The coding region runs from base 157 to 774 and encodes 205 amino acids. Gene Ontology annotation, molecular function: structural constituent of eye lens. The transcript has 6 exons. NCBI's taxonomy places the organism in Eukaryota, Metazoa, Chordata, Mammalia, Primates, Hominidae.